AUGGAUCGAAUCAUUGAGUUAUUUUCAUACAUUGAAUCGGCAUAUGUAAUUAAUUUUAAAGUACCAAGGAUAAAAGGUUUUCCCAAGAAAACUGCACCCGCACCCGACUCUAUUUCCUUGGUUGAAUCAAAGUGUCAAAAACCUAGAAAUAAUCUCCGGGUCUUCAACAAUCGACCCGAAGUUAAACAAGAUUUUGCCGUUUGCAAAGGUCUCGAUUUUUUGCAUGAAGAUCUCAGUGUACGUUUAAUCGGAUGGAAUGAACUGUUGAAAAUUCUCGGAGUGAAAAAGAUUUUCCUUUAUGAAAUGGAAAUCCAUUCAAACAUAUCUAAAGUUUUACAUUACUAUCAAAACCAAGGAAUCGUUGAAUCAACUCCUAUUACAUUACCCGGAGAUCAACCCAAUUUACCCGGUUUCAGACAUCUUUAUCUUAAAGACAAGUUGACUGCUAAAAGACAAAACGAAUCGAUUCCUUACAAUGAUUGUCUCUAUCGUAAUCUCUAUUCCUAUUCAUAUCUAGCUUUGUUGGACAUAGAUGAAGUUAUGCCCAUUCAACACAACAAUUGGUCGCAAUUGAUGGACGUUGAGGAACAUGAAUCGCUAAAAGAGAAAAAUUAUUCCAGAGCCAGUUAUAAUGUUCGUAAUGCCUAUUUUCUUGACGAACUUGGUGUUGGUGCACAACAGAUGAAACACACUGGCCAUGAGCCAGGAAUACCUACCUAUCUUCACAUGCUUCAAUAUGUUUACCGAUCUCGUAAUUACACUAAACCUGGACAGUAUGUUAAGUGUUUCUUUGAAUUACUUAUUCUUUUAAUGAUAAUAUAGUAAGUGAGACAUUGAA
Tetranychus urticae (two-spotted spider mite) is the source of this 838-nucleotide messenger RNA. RefSeq lists its product as uncharacterized. The record is from RefSeq and is a predicted model, not a curated record. Gene Ontology annotation, cellular component: cytoplasm. Gene Ontology annotation, molecular function: glycosyltransferase activity. Lineage: Eukaryota; Metazoa; Arthropoda; Arachnida; Trombidiformes; Tetranychidae.